Aspergillus ochraceoroseus IBT 24754 is the source of this 3669-nucleotide messenger RNA. RefSeq names its product putative copper resistance-associated P-type ATPase. The transcript has a single exon. Gene Ontology annotation, biological process: copper ion homeostasis; monoatomic cation transport. The coding region runs from base 1 to 3669 and encodes 1222 amino acids. The record is from RefSeq and is a predicted model, not a curated record. Gene Ontology annotation, molecular function: ATP hydrolysis activity; copper ion binding; ATP binding. Gene Ontology annotation, cellular component: membrane. NCBI's taxonomy places the organism in Eukaryota, Fungi, Ascomycota, Eurotiomycetes, Eurotiales, Aspergillaceae.
AUGGCACAGGUUUCACAUGCAAUCGAACUUUCCUCCCGCAGUACCUUUUUCGUGAGCAAUGUUCACUGCUCCUCCUGUGUCGCCUUCAUUACCCAUGUUCUCUCAGAGAUCCCUGGCCUCUCAGAUAUCGAGGUCUCCAUUUUCACCCAUGAAGUCCAUGUCGUCCAUACCCAAGAAACAGACCCUAUCUCCAUCGCGAGGAUCCUCAUCCAGGCCGCCUUCGAAGUCCAUCAUGUCACGACCACAGAUGCAACCGGAGUGGUGGUCUCGGACUGUGACACAGAGAUAGUCUUCCACGGUGCAUUUCCUGAUACCUCCCCACGGCAUUCAAGAACCCGACACCUUGCGAACUGUGAUGCCUGUCGGAAGGAGGAACAGCAACAGUCCCCUGCGGGGUUGCAUGUGGAUUUGCCUGUCCCGCCUCCAGCGCCACAAAAGAGUUUCUUGUCGCCGCGAGGGUCUGAAUCGGGUGCACACGAACUGAUGCCACCAAAGAACGUUGAAACCCAGUUUAAAGCGCAUCUGAGUAUCGCGGGAAUGAGCUGUGCAUCAUGCGUCAAUUCAAUAACUGACGCGGUCAAGGAACUGGACUUCGUGGACGAGAUUACCGUCACCCUGCUUUCGAAUAGUGCGUCAGUGGUAUAUCACAGCCUGCGCUCUAAGAUCGACGAUGUGAUCGAACGGAUUGAGGACAUUGGGUUUGAGGCAUCGCUGGACGAAGUCAACCCCAUCAAUGCCUCGGACCCCCCUCAUACGCAAAGACACUCGACGUACAUUGCCGAUAUUGCCAUUGGCGGGAUGACUUGCGGCGCCUGCUCGGGGGCCGUCACCCAAGGUCUUCGAGAUCUGUCUUGGGUAACCAAUGUAACGGUCAAUCUACUGUCUCACAGUGCACAAGUCGAGUUCGAAGACCCGAACAAGCUUCCCCUGAUAGUCGAGAAAAUCGAAGACCUCGGAUAUGACGCCUCCAUUGUCAAGGUCACCCCCCCCAAGGUUGUGGCUGGAAAGCGAACUGUAUCCGUCCGGGUGGAUGGCAUGUUUUGCCACCACUGUCCAGAGAAGGUGUAUCAUGUCCUGAGGGAGUUGCCGGGGCUUGAGGUGGAUGAAACCCUCUCUGUCAAGAAUCCAAUUUUGAAGGCUACCUACACACCCACCGCCUCGCCGUCAACCACCGUCAGGAGCAUUGUCGAGAAGAUCGGCAGUGCACACAGCGGGUUUCAAGCGUCAGUGUAUCACCCGCCCAGCGUCGAGGACCGCUCCCGAGCAAUGCAGAUCCACGAGAGACGAAGACUGCUGUCCCGUUUCCUGUUUGUGUUGCUUGCGGCGAUUCCUUCCUUUCUCCUGGGAAUCGUGUUCAUGAGUCUGGUCCCUGCUGACAACCAUAUCCGCCAAUACCUCGAGCAACCGAUGUGGUCUGGGAGCGUGUCGCGGAUGGAAUGGGCUCUCUGGAUGAUGACCACGCCGGUCAUGUUCUACGGCGCCGAUAUCUUCCAUGUGCGCGCUGCAAAGGAGAUCCGUUCCCUCUGGCGCCGGGGGAGUCGCGUGCCCAUCUUGCGACGGUUCUACCGCUUUGGAAGCAUGAGUCUCUUGAUCUCGGCCGGGACCUUGGUCGCCUAUAUCUCCUCGCUGGGGAUUCUUGUCGCGGAUGCGGUCGCUCGAAACCACUCGAACCCCCACAGCACCACCUAUUUCGAUAGCGUUGUCUUCCUGACCCUGUUCAUCCUCGCGGGUCGAUUCCUGGAGGCCUACAGCAAAGCCAGAGCGGGUGAUGCUGUCGCCUCACUUGGAAAGCUGCGUCCUUCCGAGGCUCUGCUCGUCGUGCACGACGGCUGCUCCAGCGAGCACCAAUCCGACCGAAUCCAGAGGAUUCACGUGGAUCUUCUGGAAAUCGGGGACCGCGUUCGCGUGCCUCAUGGCGCCUCCCCUCCCGCCGAUGGAAAAAUUGCGGGUCCUGGUCUAUAUCAAUUUGACGAGAGCUCGUUGACGGGCGAAUCGAACCCGGUCAGCAAAUCGAUCGGGGACCAGGUCUAUACCGGUUCCGUCAAUGUCGGACAGCCCGUCGAGUUCGAAAUUACCGCGGUGGGCGGGUCAUCCAUGCUGGAUCAAAUCAUCGCCGUUGUCCGCGAGGGCCAGAGUCGACGCGCACCGCUCGAACGAGUCGCCGAUGUCCUCGUUGCUCACUUUGUUCCUGUCAUUACGCUGAUCGCCAUCUUAACGUUUGUCAUCUGGGUUUCGCUCGGGGUAUCCGGUGCCUUGCCCCCGGAUUACCUCGAUGCCAACCGCCGCGGCGGCUGGACCUUCUGGAGUCUCGAGUUCGCAAUCGCCGUAUUCGUCGUUGCAUGCCCUUGCGGUCUUGCCCUGGCCGCGCCGACCGCCCUCUUCGUCGGCGGCGGGCUCGCUGCACGAUACGGAAUCCUCGUCAAGGGCGGCGGGGAAGCGUUCCAAGAAGCCAGCCGGCUCAAUGCCAUCGUCUUCGACAAAACGGGGACCCUAACAGAAGGCGGAAGCCUCCAGGUAUCCGAUCACGAAACAUUCAUCACGGACCCCCAGCAGCGGCAGAUCGCCUGGGUUCUUGCGCGCCACCUCGAAGAGAGCAGCAACCACCCGAUCGCGCGAGCCAUUGCCGAGUUCUGCAAGAACACCACAGACAAGGAAGCCAGCCACGCGCAGGGUCUCCUCCCUUCUAUCACGAGUUCCGAGAUCCAAGAAGAAUCCGGCCAGGGAAUGCACGGCCGAUUCGUUUUAUCCACCACGCAUCACUACGAAGCCGCCAUCGGUAACCAGCGAUUCCUUGAAUCUCUCUCGGCCACGACGACCACCAACAACUACUACCUCUCCAGCACCUUAUCCCAAUACCAAUCCGCAGGCAAAUCAACCGCCAUCCUCUGCAUGCGCCAGAUCCCUCCCCCAUCCCCCGCCGAGGGAACCCCCCCUCUACCCCAACUCACACCCACCAUCGCCUUCGCAGUCUCCGACUCCAUCCGUCCGCACGCGGCAACCGUCAUCUCCAAACUGCACGAGCGCAAAAUAUCCGUGUACAUGUGCACAGGAGACAACGAGACAACCGCGCACGCCGUCGCCGACCGGCUGGGCAUCCCACGAUCCCACGUGCUGGCCAAUGUCCUGCCAGCAGGCAAAGCCGACUUUGUCCGAUCAAUCCAGCACCCCCCCAGCAGCAGCAGCAGCAGCAGCAGCAGCACCGAAACACAACCAGAACCCACCCGCCAAAUCGUCGCCUUCGUAGGCGACGGCAUCAACGACUCGCCCGCGCUAUCCACCGCAGACGUCAGCAUCGCCCUGGCCUCGGGCUCCGACGUCGCCCUCCACUCCGCAAGCUUCAUCCUGCUCAACUCCUCGCUGGAAACAAUCCUGCAGCUCACCCGGCUCAGCCGCCGCGUCGUCACCCGCGUCCGCAUGAACUUCUGCUGGGCCGUGCUGUAUAAUCUGGCGCUGGUGCCCGUGGCGGCGGGGGUGUUUUAUCCGCUUGUCACUGGGCAGCGCAGCGUGCUGGUGGGCGGGGAGAUGGUCGCGGUGCGGGAGCAUUGGCGGCUGAGUCCGGUUUGGGCGGCGUUGGCCAUGGCGCUGAGUAGUGUUUCGGUGGUUUGUAGUAGUCUUGCGUUGGUGGUUGAUGGAGAGAUGCUUACAAGGGUUAGGGGGGUGGUUUCGUAG